This is a messenger RNA of Nematocida ausubeli, 2310 nucleotides long. RefSeq lists its product as uncharacterized. The transcript has a single exon. The coding region runs from base 1 to 2310 and encodes 769 amino acids. The record is from RefSeq and is a predicted model, not a curated record. Gene Ontology annotation, biological process: post-transcriptional tethering of RNA polymerase II gene DNA at nuclear periphery; protein import into nucleus; RNA export from nucleus. Gene Ontology annotation, molecular function: structural constituent of nuclear pore. Gene Ontology annotation, cellular component: nuclear pore; nuclear pore cytoplasmic filaments. Lineage: Eukaryota; Fungi; Microsporidia.
AUGAACGGAGGACAACAGAACCAAAGCGGGUAUUCAUCCGGUUUUUACGGCUCAAGCCCACUCCAGAGACAAACACAAGAUAUGUACAGAGAGCCAUACGGUGGGUCUAACAACAUGUACUCAAUGCAUCAGCCGCAGCACAGCGGGUAUGGAAAUCAGAUUCCAGAUGAUUCACCAAUUAGAAUUCUUCCAACGGUGCCAGACACAUCCAUAGAGCCGUUUUCUAUUCGAACUAAGCUAGAUAAUAGCAUAUCCGUGAGCAGCUGCUGCAUUACUUCUCUCGACGUAUAUAGCCCACACACUCUAGAGGAGCUUCGCUGUGCCGACUAUGCAAAGGGAAGGAAGGGCACAAUUGUGCCCAGGUCUGGAUUUCACAACUCAUACUCUGGAUCCAGCGCGUAUAUGCAGAAGCCAAUGGAUAUGAUGGGGUCGCAAAACAUGUUUGGCCAGAAUAAGCCUGCUGUUUCUGGGGGAUUCAGCUCUUUACCCACGCCAUCCUACUCAAUGCAGCCUCGAAUGGGGAACUCAGGCAUGUUUUCGUCGCCCACCCAGCCAAGCACGCCAGGAAAUAGUCUAUUUGGGCAGAUGCAAAACACAGGGAACACAGCAUUUGGGCAGAGCACAAACUCGCCUUUCAUGGGACAGUCAUCAAACAAUUCAUUCCAGCAGCCACAGAACACAUCCACACUGGGCGGAUUUAGAAGCAUCUCGCAGACUCCAAACUCGAUGCAAAUGCAGCAGACGCAAACACCCUUUUCAUCAGGGCUGGGGGCGCAGCAGCAGACCAUGCCAAGUGCCUUUAAUAACAACAGCAUGCUGGGCGCAAACCAGACCAUGGGGCAGCAGUCCAUGCUUGGGCAGACACAGCACUCAUUUGGCAGUCUUGGGACAAAUGCGCUAGGAAACAGUGCAUCUGCUAACCAAAGCGGAACUGGCAUACUAGGCAACAGAAAUACAUCAACUGGAGAAAACUCCUUCUCAAUGGGAAUGGGCAGCACUCCUGCAGGAUCCAGCCUGUUUGGGCAGAACUCGCAGAUGCAGAGCUCGCUUGGCAAUCGAACAGCAGGGCAGCCAUCUGCCUUUUCAUCCUUUGGCACACCAAGCACAGGCCUGGGUAUGGGAGCAACCCAGACCUCUUCUCUUGGCGGAUUUGGCGGAAGUAGCACCAGCACUGCAGGAGCACCGGGCCAGACUCCAGGCUCAAGCACGCUGGGCACAGGACUAUUUGGAUCGCAGCAAAGCACAGCAGGUGGACUGGGAUCUUUUUCGCAGGGCCAGAAUACAACUACGCAAUCUGGCCUGGAAAACACAGGAACAGGCAUUCUUGGCGGGCUGGGAAGUACCAAGCCUGCAGACCAAUCCACCACAACCCCUUUUUCCUUUGGAUCAUCCUCUGCGCUUGACAGCAAGCCUGCCUUUGGCAGCAGUCUAGGCGGGUCUUUGUCCAAGCCUUUUGAGAGCUCGUCUCUAGACAACAAGCUAACUGGGUUUUCGUCUUCUCUUGGCGGCGGAAGUGCUUUUGGGCUUGGUACAGCUGGAAGAAGCACCCUGCAGCCGCAGAGCACAAGUGCAUUUGGAACAAGCAGCGCGUUUGGAGGGAGCACUCUUGGGGAAAACAAGAUCUCUUCUGGCACAGGGGGCGCCUCUGAAGACCCGUAUCUUAUAAAAUCACUGAGCUUUAAGGAGUGCGAAGAUUACAAAAAGAAGUCUAUCAUGGAGAUACAAAUGCCUCUUUUCAAAAAAGCACCUGCCACUAAGAUUAAGUUCAAGCCAUCCAUAUGCUUCAAGCAGUAUGUGUCUACCACAGCAGAGGGAAAAGAAAAAAGCGCAGAAAAACAGAAGCUUACAAAUGAUACUCUUUCACAGAUAGAGGAAAAUGAAUAUUAUACAAUUCCUUCAAUCAGCCAGAUAAGAAAGAUGCCAAGCAAAAAAGUAAGUGGCUUUGUAAUUGGAAGGAAAGGGCAUGGAAGGCUUGAGUUCCAGGAGGAAGUGGACUUGAGCAAUGUAAAUCUUGACACUGUAGAAAAAACCGUGACACUGGAUAAUGGGUAUGUAUUCCUUGUGGAGAACGAAGACAAUAUACGCCCUGGCGUUGGGUUAAACAAAGCUGCCAGAAUAUAUGUGGAGAACCCCACCAUAUACAGCCAUAGCACAGGGAAGCUUAGGCCCCUUUCAAAAUCAGAUCCUCUUUUUGCAAUUAUGAAGGCUAGGGCAAUGGCCAGUAUUUCUAAGAAUGCAAAUGUGCACGAUGUUGAGAUUGACAUAGAGAAAGGCAUGGCAGUUUUUAUAUGCGAUUCUCUCUGGGCAUAG